UUUCUUUUACAUUUAAAAUUUGUAUAUUUAGCCUGGCAUAAAUAAAACACUCCUCAACCCUAACUUACGAUCUCUCUCUCUCUUUCCCUCUCUCACUAAAUCCACCCCACCCCCUUCUUUGUGUGUUUCUAACACACACCUAUCAGUCAGUUUGAUUUAACCCCUCUCUCACACAUGUAUGAGGUCUCAGAGUUCUGACUGCUUUGUUCUGACAAGGAAAACUGGAAUGCACACAAAUCACAUGAAGGACACAAACAACAACUUUAACAACUCUCUCCUCGGUGCCCAAAAGGAGAAACUUAUUCAGGCGAUUAAAAAAAUCAAACAUGAAAUCGAUGAAUGUUAUGAAGCUGAGAAAGAUGCCUUUGUGGACGCACUGGAGGUCGAGAACAGAUUUGAAGAGAUUGAGCGUGAAAUCCGAGCAGAAUUUCAAAACCUCCACCGCUUCCUGAACGAGGAGGAGGAGGCAGACGUGGAGCGACUGAAGAAGGAAAGAGACAAACGAGUGAAGAUCUUAAAAGACAGAGAGAAGAAGAUUGCCAUGCAGGGUAGAGAUCUAGAGAAAGCCAUUGAGGCGCUGAACUGCAAACUGCGAGAAGACGACAGUCCCAAACUUCUAAAGGAAAUCAAUGAGCUUCUUAAAAGAUGCGAGGUGAAUUUUGUUCGUCCUUCACCAAUCGACAGUGAAAUCCUCUCGAGUCAGUUUGUGGGGCCCAUUCAGUACCGGAUCUGGAAACACAUGAAGGCAUCACUAUACCCAAACAUAUCCAUGUUGACGUUUGACCCUGAAACGGCACAUCCCCUCCUGACCUUGUCUCCUGAGAGAACAGCUGUGACUUUCGAGGAGGGCAAGGAGCCUGAGGAGAACCUGGCUGAGAGGAACCCGAAGCGAUUCCACUACUAUUACUGCGUAAUGGGCUCAGAGGGCUUCACUCAUGGUCGCCAUUACUGGGAGGUGGAGGUAAAAGGCAAGACCGCCUGGAGAGUGGGUGUAGCGAGAGCGGACGUGCACCGCGGGGAGAUGGACUCUUCCUCGACACUAAAUGGACUGUGGACGUUGUCUCUCAGAAAUGGCUCGAUGACGGCCUGCACCCACCCAAAGCCCACACCAGUAUUCUCGUACACUCCCCCAAUCCGCAUUGGCGUUUUCCUAGAUUGUGAUAAUGAGGAGGUGUCUUUCUACAACGCUGUCACCAUGAACCCACUGUUCUCCUUCUACACGGGGACUGUUUUAGUGCCGCUCUAUCCAUUUUAUAACCCGUGUGACACAGAUGAAGGAAAGAACUGUGCUCCUCUUUCCAUAUUUCAUCCAUUACUGUGAAGGAUUGGCUUUGGUGUUUGUUUCCUCUACUAACUGCUGACAUGGUUUGAAACACUGGAUUUUGAUCAACUGAAAGCAUGAAUGCCUGUGAAGCUAGAUAGCAGGGGUCUUAUUUAUAAAUGUGCCAUACACAUAAAAAUAA
Messenger RNA from Danio aesculapii, 1463 nucleotides. RefSeq names its product zinc-binding protein A33. The transcript has 6 exons. The coding region runs from base 179 to 1321 and encodes 380 amino acids. Lineage: Eukaryota; Metazoa; Chordata; Actinopteri; Cypriniformes; Danionidae. The record is from RefSeq and is a predicted model, not a curated record. Gene Ontology annotation, molecular function: protein binding.